Messenger RNA from Trichoderma harzianum CBS 226.95, 939 nucleotides. RefSeq lists its product as hypothetical. The annotation marks the transcript as partial. The transcript has 2 exons. Lineage: Eukaryota; Fungi; Ascomycota; Sordariomycetes; Hypocreales; Hypocreaceae. The record is from RefSeq and is a predicted model, not a curated record.
CAAUUUCUUGUUUCGAAGAAGCAUCUUAUGCUAGCAUCUCCUCGCGCUGGCAAAGUGCUUGAAGGAUCUUUCAAGGAAGGCACUCCGAGGGAAGAUGGUCUCUUUCGCUGGAGAUUCGAACCAAUAUUCGACCCAAAGGCUUUCGAAAUUGUAAUGAAGAUUAUUCACGGACAGACACGUGACGUUCCUAUGCAAAUAGAUCUUACUUUGCUCACUCAAAUAACCGCAAUCGUGGAUGACUUGGAAUGUCAUAAUACCCUUUGGUUCUUUGCAAAACUUUGGUUAAAUCAAAUUAAAGAUCGGAUCCCAUCCGAGUUUUGUGAGGACCUUAUGAGAUGGAUCUUGAUUUCAUUUGUAUUUGAGGAGCCGGAACUUUUCGAAAAGGCAACAACUACCGCCAUAGAACAUGGCAUAGAUGAUAUGCCUAACUUCAAUCUUCCUAUACGUCCCAAAGUCCUUGAGGACAUUGGGGCGAAAAGAGAAGAAAUAUUCGGUAAUCUGUUGACCCUCCUAUACCACUUGGAAGAACAACUACUUGAUGAAUCCAUCGGGUGCAACAAGGGUUGUAGGGCCAUGAUGCUCGGCACAUUAAGCCAGGGGCUAAGGGCAGCCUCUUUAUCGCCUUCUCCCUCCCCGCCAUACAUCUCACUGAGCAUCAAGCCAGUUCUUCGACAGUUGAAAGCAACUGAAUCACUGGAUUAUUAUUGUUCGGAGGGGGGGAGAUAUGCCAGUCCAACGAACUCCGGAAUUUGGACAAUUCAGAAGUUACCUUCGCCAAGAAAGCAGAGUCAAAGUGUUUGGGACCAAGAGAGAGAAGAAAAGGUACCUGGCAAUUUGGUUCGCCAUAAAUGCCUCUUGAAAGAUCAUCUCAGCGGACUAUUAGUUUCUGCGGAUUCUCAAAUUAAGGGCCUAGAACUAUCCAAUUAUUUGAGUGUAUAG